This is a messenger RNA of Ctenocephalides felis (cat flea), 1845 nucleotides long. RefSeq lists its product as uncharacterized. NCBI's taxonomy places the organism in Eukaryota, Metazoa, Arthropoda, Insecta, Siphonaptera, Pulicidae. Gene Ontology annotation, biological process: glucose metabolic process; beta-D-galactose catabolic process via UDP-galactose, Leloir pathway. Bases 1 to 1845 code for a protein of 614 amino acids. The record is from RefSeq and is a predicted model, not a curated record. The transcript has 13 exons. Gene Ontology annotation, molecular function: carbohydrate binding; aldose 1-epimerase activity.
AUGGCAACAGAUAGAUUAAAUUUAGACUUGCCAGUAACCUCGAUCCAUGGAUAUGGUGACGUUAAAGUUUUUGGACAUGAUACACCUCUGGCAGCCAUCCAAGGGACCAAGAAGCCCUGUCUGGCACCAUGCAGUGUCAACAAACCAGGUUGCGAUUCCCGAAUGCGAGAAUGCAGACGAAGGUACCAGAAUCGCACCCCGGUACAAAAACCAGCAGGGGUUGAAGGAGUCGUCGACCCUUUGGCUUUGGAGCCCUGCGGGAGCGGAUCGGCCCUGGAAGAAUGCCAACAACCUGAAGAAUAUUAUCCGACCGGGCCAAAGUUGCCUGAAAGGCGGCAUUUGCGUACGGGAGAUCCCAAUGUCCAUUUGACUGAAGAAGGCUUUGACUUUUUAUAUCCUGAUGAUGGGGUUUCUGAACCUGAAGUCGUCAUGAUGUAUACUUGGACCACUAGAAGUCGGAUGACUGUUAAAGUGAUAACUUAUGGAGCAACUGUAGUAGGUAUUUCAGUACCAGAUGCAAGAGGAAUGGUUCAAGAUGUUUUGCUAGGAUUCGACGAUUUAGCAGGUUACAGGAGACAAAGCAAUCCUUAUAUAGGCGCAACCUUGGGUCGUGUUGCAAAUUACAUCGAAAAUGCGAACUACAAAUAUCUCCACGACGAGUACGACUUGAGGCCAAAUCGUCCACCACAUCAUUUUAACGGAGGUCGUAGAGGAUUUGAUAAAAAAUUGUGGACUGCCACUCAGGAUGGAACUAAGAUUAUAAUGAACCUGGUGUCCGAGUCUGGUGCUGAAGGUUAUCCUGGUAAAUUGUUGACGUCCAUAACCUUCCAGGUGACUGCUGAAAAUAGAUUUAUUGUCAGCAUGAGAUCUGCAAGUGAUUGUUCGACUCCUGUGAGCCUCACACAUGCACUGAGACUCAAUUUGGCAGGACAUGCUGCUGGUCUUUUGGACAUCUUUAAACAUCGCGUCACUGUCGAUGCUGAUAAAUACGUUGAGAAGAAUUUUAUGGGAUUGCCAACUGGUAAAUUGCUAAAAGUAGCAGCAACUCAGUACGAUUUUCGUGUCGAAAGAAACAUUGGAGGGUUGUUAAGAAGAUGUGCAAGACGAGGAAUUGACCAUACAUUGUGCUUGACACACCAACCAGAACCGAAGGAGGACGAAGAUGAUGAGGACAAUGUUAUUUUUGUAGCCAGGAUUUUGCAUCCAGAUUCUGGUCGCGUUUUGGAAAUCUACAGCAACCAGCCUGGUUUGAAUUUUAGCACCUGCAACGAUCUUCCUGACCAUGGAUACGAUUUAUUGCCUGAAGAUCCCGACGAUAAAGAAAACGUGUACUUGAGGCCAGUCGACACAGUUAACGAAUACACCCAGGUUAUAGAAGAUGAUAUAGAUUUUGAAAUGUUUCCUGAAGAUGACGAGGAAGAAGAAGAAGAAGACAUGGCCAAAGCUCAUGUAGAAGGUGACCUGAGCGAAGCUGAAUUAAAUUUGAGCCCUUCAGAAAUUGAAGCUCGUCUGGCGUUUCGGAAACAAAGUGCAGCGGCCAAAAAAUCAGACGUUUACCAAAGAAUUUCUUUGAUCACCAAGAAAGGAAUAGAAGCCAAGAGCUCCGUGGAAGCCACUGCAGAAGAACAACUUGUUCCUGUCAAAAUACAGCGUAAAGUUUCCGAUCCCGAUGCCGGCGGUGCCGAAUGGUGGGGCAAGACACCACCAGGAGCUGAAGAUUUGUACGAAUCAGCCAGGGAAGCAAGGAUGAAGGCUUUGAAAGGGUUUGAUGAGACUAGUGAACAUGGUGCUGCUUGUUCUAAGGAUUGCCCUUGUAGACUUACUGAGGAUCAACGACUCAAGUAA